GCCGGGUGAGAGGGAGCGGAGCGGAGCCGUCGGUGCCGGAGCGGGUGGGGAGCGGAACGAGGCGGGCGCAGCUCCGCGCCCAUGGCGCACCGCGCCGCGGAGACGGGAGCGGCGGUUCCCUCCCGGCAUCGUACGGCCUCCGAGUCCCCCGCAAAGGCGGCCGAGCCGGGGCGGGAGGAGGACAGCAAGGAAGAGCCGCGGCGGGCGGGCGGCCGCGAAGGCAGCGAGUCGAAGCGAAGGGGACACGGUGCGAGAGCCAAGAGCGCCGGGCGGAGGGAGGAGGACGAGAGCGGGGACGGGGCGUGCGGGAGCACGGCGGAAAAGAGAGGGGAGCCGCGGGACGGCAGUUCAAGGGGCAGAGGUCGGCGGCCGGAGCUGCGCGUUGUGCUGCUGGGGCGGAGCGGAGCGGGGCGCAGCGCCACCGGCAACACGUUGCUGGGCGAGGAGCGCUUCGAGUCCCGGCUGGCGUCCCAACCCGUCACCACCACGUGCAAAGAAGGCAGGCGGGAUUGGGGCGAGUGGUCCGUGGUGGUCAUGGACACCCCGGCGAUUUUCGGGGGCUCUCAGUUGGACGAGCAGCGUUUGGCCGAGGAGCGCCAGCGCUGCCUCAGAUUCGCUGCCCGGCAGCCCUGCGUGCUGCUGCUGGUGACACAGCUGGGCCGUUACACGCGGGAGGACCGCGAGGUGCAGGAGAGCGUGCAGAAGCUGUUUGGGAAGGGCGCUAAGCAGCGCAUGAUGGUGGUGUUCACAAGGAAGGAAGACCUGGGGGGCGGCUCGCUGGAUGAAUACGUGAAGGUGGCCGACAGAGGAGCGCUGCGGGAGCUGGUGAAGGCGUGCGGGAAGCAGUGCUGUGCUGUGAGCAACAGAGCGCCGAGGCGGGACCGGGAUGUGCAAGCUGAUGAGGUGCUGCACAGGGCUGUGAGCAUCGCCCUCAGGCAGAGCGAGGGGCGAGGGGAGUCGUCGUGUUGGUUGUGUUUGCCGUAAUUAAGAUCUAAUCACCGUGACGAGACCCACGGGUCCAUGCCCAAAAAUGAGGGGCGGGGGGGGG
Messenger RNA from Tympanuchus pallidicinctus (lesser prairie-chicken), 1048 nucleotides. RefSeq names its product GTPase IMAP family member 1-like. The transcript is spliced from 2 exons. Bases 82 to 984 code for a protein of 300 amino acids. The record is from RefSeq and is a predicted model, not a curated record. Gene Ontology annotation, molecular function: GTP binding. Lineage: Eukaryota; Metazoa; Chordata; Aves; Galliformes; Phasianidae.